AUGGACACGGCUCACACGCACAUCGACAUACAGAGACAACUCUUCGCCCGCUCUGAGCGAGUGAAGGGCAUCGACUUCCAUCCUACCGAGCCAUGGAUCCUCACAACCCUCUACAGCGGCCAUGUAUACAUCUGGUCGUACGAGACACAAGCCAUCGUCAAGACAUUCGAACUCACCGAUGUACCUGUACGAGCUGGUCGCUUCAUUGCGCGCAAAAACUGGAUCGUUUGCGGCUCCGAUGACUUCCAAUUACGCGUCUACAACUACAACACUUCCGAGAAGAUUACCUCGUUCGAGGCACACCCCGACUACAUCCGUGCGAUAGUCGUCCACCCCACACAGCCCUUCGUGCUGACCGCCUCGGAUGACAUGACAAUCAAGCUUUGGGACUGGGAGAGAGGAUGGAAAUGCGUGCAGAUCUUCGAGGGCCACAGCCACUAUGUUAUGGGUCUGGCCAUCAACCCCAAGGACACAAACACCUUCGCUUCGGCUUGUUUGGACCGCACCGUCAAGAUCUGGAGUCUGGGCUCAAGCACCGCAAACUACACCCUCGAUGCACAUGACACUAAGGGUGUAAACCACGUCGACUACUACCCUCAGUCCGACAAGCCUUACUUGCUUACCACCUCGGACGACCGCACUGUCAAGAUUUGGGACUACACCACAAAGGCUCUGAUCGCAACCCUCGAGGGUCACACCAGCAACGUUUCUUUCGCCUGCUACCAUCCCGAGUUGCCCGUCAUCAUCUCCGGUUCCGAGGAUGGCACCGUCAAGAUCUGGCACGCAAACACAUACCGUCUGGAACAGUCCCUCAACUAUGGUCUAGAACGUGCAUGGUGUGUCAGCUACCAGCGCAGCCGCCAAGGUAUUGCUAUGGGUUUCGAUGAUGGUGCUGUCGUUGUCAAGAUGGGUCGUGAAGAGCCCGCUGUAUCCAUGGACAACUCUGGAAAGAUCAUCUGGGCCCGUCACAACGAUAUCCUGACUGCUGUUAUCAANGGGGGAGACAAAUCUUUGACAGAUGGCUCCCCUCUUACUCUGCCCUCAAAGGACCUUGGCUCUACCGAAAUCUANCCCCAGACUCUCAUUCACUCUCCCAACGGUCGUUUCGUCGCUGUCUGUGGAGACGGCGAAUACAUCAUCUACACCGCUCUUAUCCUGAGAAACCAGGCCUUUGGCUCUGCUCUUGACUUUGCUUGGGGAUCCAAGGAGAACGACAAGGAUUAUGCUAUCCGCGAGUCUUCCAUGUCUGUCAAGACUUUCCGCAACUUUAAGGAGAAGGCAGUUCUUGACAUUGGUUUCCAAGCAGAAGGUCUCAGCGGUGGUGUUCUGCUCGGUGUUAAGGGUCAGGGUGGUGUUGGCUUCUUUGACUGGGAGACAGGUCAGCUUGUCCGCAGAAUUGAGGUCGACCCCAAGAACGUAAGUUUUUGUUUACAUGUGAUUUACUCGGGAGCUAACACUUUGCUCAGNGUUUACUGGUCAGAAAGCGGCGAGCUUGUCACUCUUGCUUGCGAAGACACAUUCUACGUUCUUCGCUUCUCUCGCGAGGAGUACCAGAACGCUCUUCAAGCAGGAGAGGCUGACGAGGAUGGCGUCGAGGCCGCCUUCGAGGUCGUCACUGAUGUCAACGAGAGUGUCCGCACUGGUCAAUGGGUCGGUGACUGCUUCGUCUACACUAACAGCACUAACCGCCUGAACUACCUUGUUGGUGACCAAACUUACACCAUCUCACACUUCGACUCUCCCCACUACGUUCUUGGUUACAUCCCUCGCGAUGGCCGUGUUUACAUUGCCGACAAGGAUGUCCAGAUCGUCUCCUUUGCUCUCUCGCUGUCAGUCAUUGAGUACCAAACGCUUGUCUUGCGCGGUGAUCUUGAUGCCGCCAAUGAGAUGCUCGCCGAUAUCCCUGAAGACCAAAAGUCGAAGAUUGCUCGCUUCCUUGAAGGCCAAGGUUACAAGGAGCAAGCCUUGGAGGUCGCUACCGAUUCUGAGCACCGUUUCGAUCUUGCACUCAGCUUGAACCAAUUGGACAUUGCUCUCGAGCUCGCUCGUGAGGCCGAUGUCGAGCACAAGUGGAAGACUGUCGGUGAUGCCGCACUCACAACCUGGAACAUGCGCCUUGCAGAGGAAUGCUUCACACACGCAAAGGACAUGGGCAGUUUGCUCCUACUCUACACCUCAAGUUGCAACGAGGCUGGUUUGAGAAGACUGGCCCAACAGGCCGACGAUGCUGGCGCUCGUAACGUGGCUUUCAGCUGCUUGUGGCAGGUCGGCGACUUGAACGCAUGUAUCGACCUCCUGGUCCGUACCGACCGUACCGCCGAGGCCGUUCUCUUCGCUCAAACCUACCUCCCCAGCCGGGCACCAGAGAUUGCCAAGCUAUGGAAGCAAGGACUCGAGUCAAAUGGCAAGGCCAAGGUUGCCAGACUAUUGGGUGUACCGCCUACCGAUGGCGAGGGCGAUGCGGACCUUUUCCCCGAGUGGGACUCAUAUCUCCAGCUUGAGAAGGAUGGAGGCAGCAAAAGCCAUGACUUGAUUGAUGUCGGCGAUGAUGAAGAAGCCGAGGCAGAAGCAGAGGAGGAAGAAGAAGAAGAAGAAGAAGAAGAAGAAGAGGAGACUGCGGAAGAGGGUGUAGAGACCGAGGAAGCAGAGGCAAAUGCAGCACCCGUCGCAGCAGACGAGGCUGACGAGCCAGCAUCACCGCAAACAGAUACAGAGGUUUAG
This is a messenger RNA of Aureobasidium vineae, 2721 nucleotides long. The record is from the annotation of a GenBank genome assembly. NCBI's taxonomy places the organism in Eukaryota, Fungi, Ascomycota, Dothideomycetes, Dothideales, Saccotheciaceae.